UGCAAACGGUGCCAGUUUAAGCGCAAGUGGGCGCAACAACGGUGACGCGAUUUCAAUUAAAUUAACUCUAUUCACACGCCAUCCAAGCGGAGAGUCAAUCGAGUUACGGCUGUGAAGUGGCCUACCGCGCGAGCAGUAUCGUUGCCCCCGGGUGUAGGAAGGGGGGGUCAAAAUCUGAAAUUAUCGGCCGAUGGUGUUUUCGAUCAGCUGAUAAGUGAUAGCCUGUUGGAAGUGGCCAAACGGUUGGUGGUGGUGGUGGUGGUGGUGUGAAAGUGCCUGAUGCUGCUCGUAGCAUUCUAAUCGUUCUCCAAAUGGAACGUCGUGAAGAGUCGCGAUACCGUGAUCGACGACGACCACGACCACGACGACUACGACUACUUCAACAACAAGCGCAGCGCACCAGCCGGAGCUCGCCUGAGUACUGUGUUGCUCCGCUGGGGUGGAGCAGUGUUGUGCCGUGAGUGUGCCCCGCGAACCCUUACGAUGACGACGGUGGAGAACGAAGCAGCAGUUCCGGACGGUGAGCCUUCGAUGGCUUCGAGCAGCGGUGGAGGAAGUAAAAUUUGUAGCGUAUGCGGGGACAAGGCCCUCGGAUACAACUUCAACGCGGUCACCUGCGAAAGCUGCAAGGCGUUCUUCCGCCGGAACGCGCUCUCGACCAAGGGAUUUACGUGUCCGUUCAAUGAAAAGUGUGAAAUAACCGUCGUCACUCGACGCUUUUGCCAAAAAUGUCGGCUGGAAAAGUGCUUCCAGAUCGGCAUGAAGAAGGAGUACAUCAUGUCCGAGGAGGAUAAGGUGCUGAAGCGAAAGAAAAUAGAACAAAACCGUGCUAAGAAGAGGCUAAGCAAUGGGACACUGUCGGAGGGGGCGGAGGUGGGCCCUGGAGAGCACGAAACGUACGGCAACAACGCUCGACCGGCGGCCGGUGUGCCGACGAAGAUAAAGCGCGAAAAGUCGCUGGAAAUGUUCGAUUCCGGAGAUUGCUGGAACAAUUCCUCCUCGUCGGAGUACGGCGUGUCGAACGAGUUGCUGGCGGGGAAUGGAACAACAAGCAACUCGUCGUCGACGACGAUCCUUGGACCGCCUUCUAACUGCUCCAGCCAAUCGAUUGUGUCGAACGGGACGAUGGGUGGUUACAGCCAGCUAGCAUCGCCCUCGGAAGUGAACGCCAUACCCAGCAGUUCGCUGACGGCCGAAGGAGAGCUACUUUCCUCGGCGGUCGCAUCGUUGCGAUCAUGUGCAUCCGCCACGAGCAGCUCAAAGGUGGGUGAAACACAUACUCGUCCAAAACCAGGUGGAUCGGCCGAGGAAAGUCUCCCUCCCGUUACCAUCGAGUCCAGCGCGGAGGACAUCGUCGAGCGCAUUGUAAAGCAUCCGAAUCAAACGAUCACGUCGCUCAUGAAGACACCGAAGGAGGCGGUGUUUAUUAUGUCGAAGAUUAUCAACUCACAGUGCGAUGCGUUAAAGCUGAUCAGCCACUUCAUAACCGCGCCGAGCGAUGCGCUGCAGAUUCUCAGCAAAAUCAUGAACUCUCCGCUGGACGCGCUGACUGUGUUCACGCAAUUUAUGAGUUCGCCGACGGAUGCACUGCAGCUGAUCGGGAAGGUCAUCAGUUCGCCCGGCGAGGUGCUACAGUUUAUGCAGCAGCUCAUGAAUCAACCGGAAGACGCGGUACAGAUUAUGAAAAAGUUUAUGGACUCUCCGGCCGAGGCCUUGCAGAUGAUCAACCGGAUGAUGAACCACUCGGAUAUCGUGAAGACGAUCAAGGAGGCGGCCGACACGUCACAGAUCGACGAUGAUGAUCAGCAACGUGGUGAUAUCGUUUCGAUACCGACGGAGUCGCAUCCUCCGGAAGAGAGUGGCCCCAACCAGCACCAAAUGAUUCGCUCGUUGAUACAAGAAUCGAAUCCCAUGCCGGAGCAGGCAGUCGGAAAGUCAUCGAUCAGUGCGGCAGCUUCACCCUCGUCGACCUCCAACUACGAGCCAUCGUACGGUUCCCUGCUCGAUCCGCUACUCUCCAGCACGACCACCUCUUACACACAUUCCCACCAUCUGGCGGGCGGCAUACAACCCGCUUCGCCUCCCAGCUGCUCGACGGACAUGCUGGCGGAGGUUUUCUCAACGUCCACAUCGUCCACGUUCGUCGGCCACGAUUCUCCCUCCCCGAUCGUACCGGCCGCCGACGAGCUGGGCAUAUUCCAAGAUAUCGAAGCGAAACCGGUUCUGCCAAACACGCUAGAAUCGGUCCUGAUGCAGGCGAUCAAGCUCGAGUACGAGGGCUACAAUAGCAGCCCGAUCGGAUCGAGCACCGGACCGCAGGCACAAUCACACCAUCACCUUCAGGCGCCCGGGAACAAUAGCAUCGAGCUCAAUGAUGCUGAACGGGCCAAGCUCAACGAGCUGAUUGUGGCCAAUAAAGCGCUGUAUGCGCCGGUGGACGAUGAUCUCGCCUCGCUCAUCUCGGACGACUGCCGGAUAAAGUCGAAUCAAACCCAACAGGACCCUCAACUGUUGAAGGUAAUCAACCUAACUGCCAUCGCCAUUCGACGGUUGAUAAAAAUGUCGAAGAAAAUAAGCGCCUUCAAGAACAUGUGCCAGGAGGAUCAACUGGCGCUGCUUAAAGGAGGCUGCACGGAGAUGAUGAUCCUACGUUCCGCCAUGCAGUACGACUGUGAUCGGGCUACAUGGAGGAUUCCGCACAGCCAGGAGGAGAUGUCAAACAUACGUGCCGAUGUGCUCAAGCUUGCCAAAGGAAAUGUCUAUCAGGAGCACGAACGAUUCAUUCGAACGUUCGACAAAAAGUGGCGUUCAGAUGAGAACAUCAUUCUGAUAAUGUGUGCCAUAACGCUGUUUACUCCCGACCGGCCGAAAACGAUACAUUCGGAUGUCAUUAAACUGGAACAGAACUCCUACUAUUACCUGCUUCGACGCUACCUGGAAAGCAUAUAUCCCGGAUGUGAGGCACGGUCCGUGUUUCUCAAGCUGAUGCAGAAGAUUUCCGAGCUGCACCGUCUGAACGACGAAAUCAUCAGCGUUUACCUGAACGUAAAUCCGGCCGAGGUGGAACCGCUGUUGCGUGAAAUAUUCGACCUAAAAGUGCGUUAAACGUUGGUACGUGUCGGUAGGAUAGUAAACUUUCGUUGGUCCCUGAUUACAACAUUAGCUUGUAGAGUAGAUAAUUAGCUAUUUUAUGAAAGCAUUGUGCGUGCUAUGUGAUUCACGGUUGUUGAAGUUGGUGCAAGAUUUUAUCUUUCAACUGUUGUUGUUUUAUGAAAUAUUCUGGACAUCACACACCUAGUAAUGUUGCAUUUUUACAUUUCAUUGCGGAUUGGAGCGUGUGGUUUAAGAAUUAAUAUAUUGUUCUUCUGUCUAAUACGAUCGUAUAGUUUAAUUGAUAAAAGUUUGAGUCUUUUCAACAACAUUUCGGUUGGGUGGUCUUUUUGACAUUAAAAUGUCCUUUCUAAACUUUAAUUUUGUGUGAUAAGAACCUAUGAAACACAUGUAUAGUGGUGUGUUAUAGCUAUUAUUUCCCAGUUUUUGCAAUUAUUGAAUAUAUUUUCCUAAAAUAGUGCAAUCAUCCCUAGCAAUGUUCAAGCAUAAAUGCAUCCCGUUUGCAAUGGAAUGACUAAUUGUUACCAGUUUAUUAGAGACUAAAGAAAAAGGUUUCUGUUUAUUGUUCUAUAGUACAAUGUAAUUCAAAUAUUUUACAUAAGCAACAGAACUAUGAAUAGUGUGCAACAACUUUGCAUGGAGCAUAACAGGAUUAUAAAAGGUGCGACAAAAAAUCGCAAUCAUUAGCCUUAAAAUAAAAUGUGAUGAAGCUACAAUACGUAUAUACCUAACAUACAGAUAGAGAACGCAGUUCACAUAACAUAACAGUUUGCGAGGUAUUGAGUAAUGCGUAAUACAAACUCGAUUUUACCACUGUUCACGGAUUUAUUUUUGGAAAAUCGUCCUACGAUUUAUGCUUAGAUGGAUGCAUGUAAUGAACCGCUAACAUACCCGCUACCGAUCAUAAACAGUUCAAAUUUAGAUAAAAUAAGAAUGAUCUUCUAGCUUCAUUAUCUAAGCGUAAAAUAAUCAAGUUACACAAUAAGAGAACCAUAGCCUAGCCAACAUACACGCUGUACAAGGUAGUUCGGAGUAAUAUGGAACAGAGAUUUCUGUUGAGAUUUUUUUAAUCGGGUCGUGGGUUCGAAUCCCA
Anopheles coustani is the source of this 4204-nucleotide messenger RNA. It is a transcript of the gene Hr96, whose product is annotated as nuclear hormone receptor HR96. Gene Ontology annotation, biological process: cell differentiation; negative regulation of transcription by RNA polymerase II; positive regulation of transcription by RNA polymerase II. The transcript is spliced from 5 exons. Lineage: Eukaryota; Metazoa; Arthropoda; Insecta; Diptera; Culicidae. Gene Ontology annotation, molecular function: nuclear receptor activity; RNA polymerase II cis-regulatory region sequence-specific DNA binding; zinc ion binding. Bases 484 to 3105 code for a protein of 873 amino acids. The record is from RefSeq and is a predicted model, not a curated record.